AUACGCGGCUGUCUAAAUACUGACACGUAACCACUAUGCUCUCUUCUUUCUUUUCCUUUUGACUCGACUACAUGCAAUUCUGCCCUGAAAGACUGCGAUUUUCUGUGUUCAAAUUCACUGACCCCAUCCCCUCCCCGGCAGAGCCGAAGGAGUGGACUGUACUGCCCGCAAAACACUACCCAUCACUCAUCUGACUGUCUACAUCUUUAACACCAGGUCGUCGCAAAAUACGACAUAAAACGACAAGAUUUAGUUGAAUUGACGGCCGCGUGAAAACGAGACCUCUGAAAAUCAAUCUUCUGAUAGACAGAAAAGAACGCGAUCGAAUCAUCGCUCAUUCAGCUAUCAAGUGACUGGCUUCAAUUUCAACUUCAAGUGCUUUCGAAGCAUCUUAUGCGAAAAUUCCUCCUUGCCAUAUGUUACCAAUCUUCAACUAUCAAAUCUUACCAGGUUUAUAGCUGAUUAAAACUAAAAAAAUAUCUGGACGGACGCGAAGUCGACCAGAAGUCAUUCAGAUAUUUUGUAUUCUUUGGUGUAUCAAGUUGUGAGAAUUUGAUUCAGUUUUUUUUUCUUAUUAUUUUUUGUCAGUUUCAUUACAAAACGAACUUUUAACAUUUCAUUUAUAUUGCUUUCGUUUCACUAAUACGUUGUGCCAUUCAUUUCGGUUGUUGAAGAUUUCGCCAACAAGUUUAUGCGAAUGAGGUGAUCGGAAGAUUGAAGACGAAGAUUUGUAAAGGUGUGAAUAAAUAGAUAGAAAUGUUGAGUCACCUGUUCGACUUGGUUCGCACUAACACUGCAGCCAGCAACUACAACACAGAUGGAGUGGACAAGUGCAACAGUCGCUACUGUGCCAUCAUCCUGCUGGUGCUCGGAACAUUCGUCAUCACCAACCAGUUGGUGGGAGACGUGAUAGACUGCUGGACUGACGCGCAGUUCAGUGGCCAGUGGGUGAAGUAUACUGACCAGAUGUGCUGGGUGAGUAACACGUACCACCUGCCAGAUGAUAUGGCCCCGGAAGUGGGGCGCAACACAGAACACAUGUAUGAGAUCAAGUACUACCAGUGGGUGCCCAUCAUUCUAGCCAUGCAGUCGCUGCUCUUCUUCUUGCCGUCUAUGUUGUGGAGUGCAGUAGCAGACAGCAGCAUAGACAUCUCCAACAUAGUGAGUGUGCUGUCAGAAAAAGACCACGCGAUAGACCCGGAGAAGAGGGACGGGGCUGUGAAGAACCUCGCUCUGCAGUUCCACAGAUACAUCAACAACAGGAAACACUACUCACACACCCACCUCACCCAGGUGCGUCGCAAGCUGCGAGAUACAAACAGUUUCUGCCUUUCAUGUGGAAGUAGAUACGGCAACUACCUCGGUCUAAUCUACCUGUUGUCCAAAGUGCUAUUUGUGUUCAACGCCUGGGCACAACUCUUCUGUCUGGAUUCCUUCUUGGGUCCCAGGUUCCACGCGUACGGGUUCGAAGUGCUGAGUAGCAUGUACAAUGGAGUGGACUGGACCAACAGCAAACGGUUCCCCAGAACCACAUUGUGCGACUUCACUGUGAGGAAGAUGGGGACGAUCCAGCCAGUGACUGUGCAGUGUGUGUUGAGUAUCAAUCUGUUCAACGAGAGGAUCUUCCUCUUCGUCUGGUUCCUCCUCAUGUUCAUGGCACUCCUCAACUCCUUCAACUUCGCCCUCUGGCUGUGGCGCCUUGUGCUCCGCAGAAACAGAUAUGCAUACAUCCGGAAACACUUGACUCUCAUGGACCAGAUGAACACUGCACACAACAUCAGACACGUGGUGCCUUUCAUGGACGACUACCUGCAGCACGACGGAGUGUUCGUCAUCCGACUCAUAAGCAAGAACACGACUUCACUCGUCGUCUCGGAGAUGUUGGCCGCCCUAUUCCACAACUUCCAAAACCAACAGAGCAAAGACAAGGACAAGUCUGAUGAACAAUCCCAGCCUUCGAUUUCAUCCAAAGGCUCCAGAUCCGGUCUGAGUAGUCGCAGGAGCUCGCUGCAAAAGUUGCUGCCUCCCUCUCGCAAAGGCUCAAUGCCGCCUUCUUAUGCAUCGGCCGGAGGAUUCAGCAGCAGUCGAGCCCACCACGCACUCACGAACAAAAUGGCCGAAGGACUAAUGGACGAUUUAGAUGAUGUACAUAGUGGAGUUUCAUCUGAACCAGAAAAACAUCAUUUUCCGAGGGGGGACCUGGACCACAUCUCUCCUGAUGAGUUGGCAUCGAUUAGGCGGUUUUUGAAGCAACAGGACAAGCUUCUGCAGCAAAACCAGGGUGGGGAAGGGGUGCCUAGACACCACCCCAGUGCACCCCCAGUGAGUAGUGCAAUGGCGAAUAACUACUCGGUCGCCCCUACUAUGACUCAUAAUCACGGCUACGCGAUGUUCUCUUCGCCCCAUGACGAGGCGUCUCAAUUUGACCUUGACAAUCACCCGAAGGCUCUUGAGGCAAGGGGGGAGUCUAGUCAUUGCUAGGUUACCCGAUGCGAGUUUCUGGAUAUUCUAGACUGAUUUGACAAGUUGUCAGACCAGUUGCGUUAGACUUUAUAGACAAAGUCUUGAUUUCCAUCCGAACAUAUUAAACGUCACAAUGCCAAAGUAGUUAAUGCCUUGUAUUCAUUCCAUCAGCGCUGUGAUUCCUCGCCAAUAGUAGAAAACUUCUCAAUUAGGAUGCCAAAAUAUUGUAUUGUCUGCUCAAGCUUACAUGCAUUUCUUUUGCAGUAGUUUUCAGUCAGUUAUGUUUUUUCACUGUUAUACUUUAAUAAAUUAGCGUUCAAGUUAAUCAUUUCAUGUCGAACGGUGGGAAUGCAGAUAUCCAGUUUAAAACGUCCAUUUUUUAUUAUAAAAAACUAUCCAUGUUAUACGGAGAUUGGUUUCAGUGCCAAGAUUUUUUGAUUUUUGUUAUCAUUGUUUUUUGAAAACCUUUCCCCCACUGGUAUUUAACUAUGCAGUUUAUAAAGAAUUCAAAAGCUCUCUCGCUGUUUUGUGUUGCUUCACUUUUGGCUUCGCUUCAGUCUCAUCCAAUGCUUUUCGGGUGCUUAUUUUUUCCUUCCUUAUUCAAGUGUUAAUUAUUUGGGCAUUCAUUUCUCAACAAGUGCAUUCGAAUUUAGUCUAGUUUUGUGUCUCAUUACUCAUUAUCUUUUUUUGCUGUUUUCUUCGUGUGCUAAACUCAGGGCUAUUCAAAAAUUGAUGGCCAUUAUUGAUACACUAUUAAUGACCAUCAAAAACACAUGCAGUAAUGGAUUUUUGGCAUUUAUAGCAGAAUGGCAUUAAUUUUUUUUUCGGAAAAAUAAUACCAUUUCCCCCAUUUCAAACAAACAAGGGCUAUGCCGUGCCAACUUAGGCAAACGGAAGUGAAUCUGUCCGAAAACCACGUUGACCUUUUUGCUAUCGAUUAUCUUUUCAAAAUUCUACUUAAAUCCAUGAUUAAAAGUUGGUUGAUGGAAGUUAAAUUGAGUAGGCGUGAAAAUCUGGAUUAUUAGUUUGGUCUUGAGGUUUUUUUUGUUCAAGAUCUUCAUUUCAAAAAAUAAAACUUUUUUUGUCUAUGUUGGCAUCGAAAACAAUAAUAGUUUUUUAAAUUUACCUACCCUAAUACAGUAAUGAGUUUUUUCGUUCAGUUUUUUUUUGAGGCAUAUUCCUUAAAAAUUGCAAUAUAACUGAUAUCAAUUGUAUUUCUUCGUUACAAGAUUAAUAACUUAAGAUUCGAGAAGUAGGACGUAAUUUUUGUUGUAUUAUUUUUCAGAUAGAUAAAAUUUUCACUUCAUUACUCAUGCCAUGUGUAUGUUCUGCUUAUACAUUCAGAACUCAGAGCCACCAGAACUUCUCUAUUGUCAACCACCGGUCAAACUUACUUUAUCGAAAGACUAAGAAUAGUUCCAAUGACAUAAUUAAGAGUAUACCUACUGACUUGAUUGUUAGACAAAUAUGAGUGGUUGUUUGGUGGCGCUUGAAAAGGCUUGACGCUAUCAGGGUUCUUUGCUCAUAAUUUCACUUUUUGUCUUCUAAUUCCUAUUGAAUCAACCCUAGUUUCAAUCCAUUUGGUGGAAUAUUCACGGAUAUUUCUUAUGAUAUUGUUAUUAAACAUUAAAAUGUUGUUGUUGUUUUUAAAUUUGUUCGUGUUGUGAUGUACCGUUGUGUUUUAUCCCUACGAGGGUUAUGAAUAAAACGUGGAGUGUA
Molecule: messenger RNA, 4182 nt
Organism: Symsagittifera roscoffensis
Lineage: Eukaryota; Metazoa; Xenacoelomorpha; Acoela; Convolutidae
Product: innexin unc-9-like
Exons: 8
Coding region: 757-2481 (574 amino acids)
Source: RefSeq, a predicted model, not a curated record